Messenger RNA from Ascoidea rubescens DSM 1968, 3576 nucleotides. It is a transcript of the gene MCM4, whose product is annotated as MCM DNA helicase complex subunit MCM4. Gene Ontology annotation, biological process: mitotic DNA replication initiation; DNA replication; DNA strand elongation involved in DNA replication. The record is from RefSeq and is a predicted model, not a curated record. Gene Ontology annotation, cellular component: nucleus; MCM complex. The coding region runs from base 1 to 3576 and encodes 1191 amino acids. Gene Ontology annotation, molecular function: ATP binding; single-stranded DNA helicase activity; single-stranded DNA binding. The transcript has 2 exons. NCBI's taxonomy places the organism in Eukaryota, Fungi, Ascomycota, Saccharomycetes, Ascoideales, Ascoideaceae.
AUGCCCUCGCAGUUUGGCAGUUCUCCAGGACGUGAUACCAACAAGUCUGAUUCUCAGUCUCAAUCUCAAUCUCAAUCUCAAUCUCAAUCUCAAUCUCAAUCUCAAUCUCAAUCUCAAUCUCAAUCUCAGCUUCCAGGUGUCUCUCAAACUUCAGAAACCAAUCUUCCUCUGAGACCUGCUGUGCCUUCGUCUCCACUAUUCUUCCAGAGUUCUUCUAGUGCUCCUGUUCCUCCUCCUUCAGAAAUUGGUGACUAUAGAACGCCUGAUGCCAAUCUAUUUAACAAUAUCUCAUCUCCAUUGCGUUAUUCGUCUUCUGUUUAUAACUCUGAUGCUUUGAAUAAUUUAAAAUCUCAAUCCUCAGUUUUUAGAUCUGAUUUGGCUUCAGAUGCAACAAAAGAAAGAUUGCGCCGUAAUGCUCGUCAUAGAGGUGAUUUAAAUGAUGCUUCAGCUUCUUCUCCAAGAAACAAACCUAGAUAUUUCACUGAGCGCAAAGGCUCGAAUCUCUCUUCCCAUAUUUCCAGCAAUAAUACUGAAACAAACAUAGAUGAGGAUGACGACGACAACGAGCCUGUUAGAGUUAUUUGGGGUACCAAUGUCAGUAUUCUGGAUUGCUCCAACAAUUUUAGAAACUUUCUAAUGUCAUUUAAACAAAAAUACCAAUCAAGAACUACUCAUACCAACGAUCAGCAAGAUGCUGAUAUUGAUAUUGAUAUUGAUAUUGACAUUGAUGCCAAUGUUGAUACUCACAAUGAUCAUGAUGAAAAUGAUUUGUAUUAUGUUAACUUAUUAAAUGAGAUGAGAUCCCUAAAUUUGACAAAUCUAAAUCUUAAUGCUAAAAAUCUUUUAAAAUACCCUCCAACUAAAAAAUUAUACUACCAAUUAAUAAAUUAUCCUCAAGAAGUUAUUCCGAUAAUGGAUCAAACUGUUAAAGAUUGCAUGGUGAAUUUAGCUACCGAAAAUAACCCAAAUUAUAAUGUGGAACAAAUCGAAACAACAAAUUAUAAAGUUAGACCCUUCAACAUUGACUGUAAAACUGGAAUGAGAGAAUUAAAUCCUAAUGAUAUCGACAAGUUAAUCUCCAUAAAAGGUUUGGUUUUAAGAUCAACCUCAAUAAUACCUGAUAUGAAAAUUGCUUUCUUUAAAUGCAACGUCUGCAAUCAUAGUACAACUGUGGAAAUUGAUAGGGGUAUCAUUUCUGAACCUGUGAGAUGUCCAAGAGCAGCUUGUAACAAAAUGAACUCAAUGGAGAUCGUUCACAAUAGAUGUUCUUUUUCUGACAAACAGGUUAUCAAAUUACAGGAGACACCAGAUCUAGUUCCUGAUGGUCAAACACCUCAUUCGGUUUCUUUAUGUAUUUAUGAUGAAUUGGUGGAUAGUUGUAGAGCUGGUGAUAGAAUUGAAGUUACUGGUAUUUUCAGAUCUAUUCCUGUGAGAGUAAAUGCAAGGCAAAGACAAUUAAAAAAAUUAUUUAAAACUUAUCUUGAUGUUGUUCAUAUUAAAAAGAUUGAUAAAAAGAGACUAACCAUCGAUACCAACUUGGAGACUCAAAUCAGUGAUCAACAAGAUAGUGUUGAAAAUUCACGAAAAAUAACAGAAGCUGAGAAUUUAAAAAUUCAGGAAAUAUCAAAGAGGCCUGAUUUGUAUGAACUACUAGCAAGGUCAAUUGCUCCUUCAAUAUUUGAAAUGGAUGAUAUUAAAAAGGGAAUUUUAUUACAAUUGUUUGGCGGAACAAAUAAAGUAUUAUCAAAAGGUGGUAGGUAUAGGGGUGAUAUUAAUAUUCUUUUAUGUGGUGACCCAUCCACUUCCAAAUCUCAAUUACUACAGUAUGUUCAUAAAAUUGCACCAAGAGGUGUUUAUACUUCUGGUAAGGGUUCUUCUGCUGUUGGUUUAACUGCCUAUGUUACUAGAGAUUUGGACACGAAACAAUUAGUUCUAGAAAGUGGUGCUUUGGUUUUAUCAGAUGGAGGUAUUUGUUGUAUUGAUGAAUUUGAUAAAAUGUCUGAGUCAACAAGAUCUGUUCUUCAUGAGGUUAUGGAACAACAAACAAUCUCUAUUGCAAAAGCUGGUAUCAUUACAACAUUAAAUGCCAGAACUUCGAUUUUAGCUUCUGCCAAUCCCAUUGGUUCACGAUACAAUCCCGAUUUGCCGGUGACAUCAAAUAUUGAUUUACCUCCCCCAUUAUUGUCUAGAUUUGAUUUAGUUUAUCUUGUAUUGGAUAAAAUUGAUUCUAAAAUUGAUAUUGAAUUAGCAAGACAUAUCACGAAUAUGUAUUUGAAAGACUCUCCAGAUAAUGGAUCAGAAAGUGAAAUUUUGCCUGUUGAAUUUUUAACUCUUUAUAUCAGUUAUGCCAGAGAGAAUUUUGAGCCAAUAAUUCAAUCAGAUGCUAAGGAUGAACUAAUUAGAUCAUAUGUUGAGAUGAGAAAAUUAGGUGAAGAUGUUAGAUCAUCAGAAAAAAGAAUUACAGCUACAACAAGACAGUUAGAAAGUCUAAUCAGAUUAGGUGAAGCGCAUGCCAAAAUGAGAAUGUCCACUAAAGUUGAGGUUGAAGACAUAAAAGAGGCCGUAAGAUUAAUGAAAUCAGCUAUCAAGGAUUAUGCCACUGAUCCUAUCACCGGUAGAAUUGAUAUGGAUUUGAUUCAAACUGGUCAAUCAUCGGCUCAAAGAAAGAUGAAGGAAGAUUUGUCAAAGGAGGUAAUAAAAAUAAUUAAAAAUACUGGUAGUGGAUCAAUAGGUUAUAACGACUUGUUUAGAAAAAUCAAUGAACAAUCUCAAGAAAGGGUUGAAAAUAUGGAUCUCAACGAGAUAUUGCGAAGAUUGGUGAACGACAAUGAGGUUCAUGUAGUAGGUGUUGAUAGUGACCACCCUCUAGCUCCUCAUGGUGAGCAACAAGCUCAGGAACUAGCAGUCUACAUCAGUACCAUUGAACCAAAGCCAGAGUUGAUCUUCUCGUCCCCCUUUUAUCGUUGCUUGCAAACUGCAACUCCAACUGCUGAAGCUUUGAAUCUAAAAAUCUUGCUUGAGCCAGGCAUUGGAGAGUGGUAUAAACCAACAAGACCAGUUAUCCCAGAACCUGCUUCGUACACAAAUUUGGCUCGAUUCUUUGAUCAUUUAGAUAAUUCCAUUUGGAACAAACCUACUUUGGUGCCAUCGAAAAAGGGCGAAGAUGAAGACGAGAUUUUUCAGAGAUGCAAGCAAUUCUGGUCUCUAUUCUUGAAAAGAAUGGACCAAUUGUAUCCAGAUGUGCAAACAGUUUUAUUUAUUACUCAUGCUGCAAGCAAAAUAGCAUUGGGUAUGUCUUUAAUGGGAUUUGCAAGUGUAAGAAGCUAUCUCAACGACAAAAAAGAGUUGAUCAGGUCUGGAGCCUGUGCAAUUGAUACCUACGAGUUCAGUGAUUUGGAUCAUAGUUGGAAACUCAAAGUGAAUGGUUUUACAAACCAUUUGAAAGCUGGCGAAGAGAUGAACUGGAACUUUUUAAAUGGCCAUGAAGCAGGAUCUGACGAAGAUAUAAAAGCCAGGAAAUUGGCUGAAAAAGCCCAAAUAGUAUCCAGUGCAAAUGAGUUUUUCAAACCUGAAUAG